Molecule: messenger RNA, 5915 nt
Organism: Coniophora puteana RWD-64-598 SS2
Lineage: Eukaryota; Fungi; Basidiomycota; Agaricomycetes; Boletales; Coniophoraceae
Exons: 7
Coding region: 119-5635 (1838 amino acids)
Source: RefSeq, a predicted model, not a curated record
CAAGAAUUGACCUUGCGUUUUCGUCCCUCCCCCCUUCAUCGAAUCUCGCGCCGCUACUGCUAUUUAUCCACAGUCCCGCACGCUCCCUACUAGAUUAUCAUAACGAAACGAAAGAGUCAUGGCCACUACUGUUGCUGAAGAACUUGAAGGGCUAGGGCCUGGGGUGGACCAUGCCGGUGCUAGUCCGGUCCUGCAGUCUGUCGACAUGAAUGGCGCGGAUGCUGUUGACCAUUUGAACGGCAAGGACGACGAGGAGGAUGGGCUUGUGAAGCCGCAGCAGCAGCAGUAUUUUGAGCACCCGCCGGAGGUUGUGCUUGUCAAGUCGUCAGAUAUGGUGUGUGAGGUGGACGGGGAUGGGGCGGUACCCGAGCCGGGGAGCGAGGAUGCCGUGAAUGGGGGCGAGGUGGUGGAGGAGAACUCGGAGACCGAGGAAGAGGGUGCUGUUGUGCCGCCGUCUGGAUCGGAUAAGGAGGAUGUUUCGUCUUCUGCAGACGGUAUCGCUGAAGCCGGAACUGAAGUUGAAGAGGCGCACCCCGAGAUUGCGCCAUCUGAAAGCGAGGCGCCUCAUGUUAUCAGCAGCAAGGACUUGGCAGACGAGCAGCCUGCGGACACGGACACGGACAUUGCUCCCGCCCCGGUCGCUGUGGACAGCGAAGACGCGCCCGGCGACGAGGGAGCCGAAGAGCACGAGCCGUCCAGCACGGAUGCCGCCGAGGUCACACCGGAGGAACUCGGCCCCGCAGCCGUGGACGCGGAAUCAAGCGGCGCUGAUGCGCCUUCAUUAUCGCCUGCAGAAGAAGAAGAAGCUGCUGCUACUGAAGCGGACACGCCGGAAGAGGGUCAGUUGACCCGGGAGGGUGUCACAGGUCCGGAGGCCGGACACGUCGAAGAGCCCGUGGCGGAGUCGGAUGCUGUUGUGCCUUCCUUAUCGGUGGAUGAGAGUGCUGCUAGUGGGUCCGCCCUGUCUGGGGUGGAAGCUGAGCCGCAGCCUACGCCGGAAGAGGGGGAAGAGGCGGAGGCGGAGGCAGAGCUGCAUACGUCUGAACAGGACCAGGUUGAGGAAGCCCCCACGGACAUGGAGGAGAGCAUUGUCGAAUCCGUUGUUGAGUCGCAGGCUGAACAGGCCGAGGAGAGUGAGGCUGCGCGCGAGUUGUCCGAUCUGAAGGAUGAUCUCUCCCAUGAGCCUGUUGAGGCGACUGAAGACGUUCCAGCAGUCGAGGAAACGCAGGAGGCUGAGGUGCCCGCCGCUGAAGCUCCUGCGUCCGAGACUCUCGAGGCUGACGAGCCUGCGGAGGAACCCGUACAAGAGGAUGCAGCCGCAGAGGUCGUAGAAGCCCAAGAACCUGCCCCUGCCCAGCUAGAGCCCGCGUCUGCAGAAGAAGUUGAGGCCGCGGAGGAAGCCCCCGUCGCUGAGUCCGAGCCCGCUGCUCCCGCUGUAGCAGAGGAAAUCGUCGUAGAGGUACCAGCUUUAUCAGAGCCGGAGCCAGAGCCAGAGUCCAUCCCCGCCGCAGAUGAGGCCGCCGAAGAAGCUCCCGCCCCUGAAGCAGAGCCCACUGCCGCACCAGAUGAAGACGUAGUGGAGGAUGUACCGCCUGCGCAGGAGGAGGAGCUCACAGCCGAGGCCAGCGCGGCGGAGCUGGCUGUCUCUGAACCAGAGCCCGUCGCUGAAACAGCCGAGGAACUUGAACUUGACGCGGAUGGGGAACCUGAUGCCUCUCAGCCAGAGCCCGCCGAGGAAGAGGUAGCGGUUGAGGAGCCUCCUGUUUCUCAAGAAGAGCUUGCUGUGGAAGAAGUUCAGGCAGAGGAGGCGGCCGUGCCCGAGCCUGAAGCCGAAGUUGAAGUCGAAGCCGAGGCUGAUUCUGCCCCAGCUGUAGAAGAGGUUGAGGUUGAGGCUGAGGCCGGGGUCGAGGAAGCGCCUGUCGAGCAGCCCGAGCCUAUUCUUGCAGCGGAGGAGGUUCUCGAAGAGGAUGUGCCCGUUUCCCAGACGGAGGAGCCGGCUGUCGAGGAACCUGAGGCCGCUCCUGCGGUCGAAGAAGCAGAGGCGGCAGUAGAUGCGGAGGUGGAGGCAGAGGAGCCCGCUGUGUCGCAGCCCGAAGACGUUCCUGCGGCGGAGGAGACUCAGCCCGAGGAGCUUGCUGUUGAGGAGCCUGAGGCUGCUCCUGUGGCCGAAGAGGUGGAGGAGCUCGCCGUGUCGCAGCCUGAAGACGUUCCUGCGGUGGAGGAAGCUCAGCCAGAGGAGCCUGCUGUUGCGAACGCCGAAACGGUUGUCGCGGAGGACGUCGAGUUAGCAGAGCCUAUUCCUGCGGAGCCCGAGGCUGCUCUUGCCGUCGAAGAAGCUGAGGCCGAGGAGCCCGCCGUCGCGGACGAGGAACCCGUCGCGGAGCCCGAGGCAGUUGCCGCAGAGGACGAACCCGUACCAGAGGAGGCUGUCGCUUCGGAGCCCGAGGCUGUUCCCGCACCGGAGGAGGCUCAACUCGAAGAGCCUGCCGUCGUGGAGCCCGAGCCCGUCGUUGCAGAGGACGGGCCUACGCCAGAGGAGUCCCCUGCUUCUCAAGAGGAGACUGUUGCUGUUGCAGAUGAGGAACCGGUCGCGGAAGAAUUGGUAGAGGUGGCGGAAGAAGCUGCUCCUGAGGCGCAAGUCGAGGAAGCUGCUGCCGCCUCCGAAGCCACGCCUGAGGCAGAUGAGGAGCUCACCUUUGACGAGACUCCUGCAGCAGAAGACACCAUCCCAACCAUCGAGGUCGCCGCUGAGGAGGCAGAAGACGGUACCACGGGCGAUUCAGGCGAAGCUGGAUACACUAUUGCGGUCGAGGCGCCCACUCCUAAUGCGCAGGAGCCUUUGGAACUCGGAGAGGCUUACGACGAUGUUCCCUCUGCCGAGACGUCCGUCGCUGAGGCCGCCGAAGAAAUUAGCACUCCUACUGCGGAUGUGGAGGUCGCAGAGGUCGCGACUCCCGUUGCUGAGGCUGCUCCUGAGGCUGCUGAGCCAGAGAUCGCUGCAGAGGUUGCUGAGCUUGAGGCGGCUGUCGAGGUAGCUGAGCCUGAGGCUGCUCUGGAGGCUGCUGAGUCCGAGGCCGCUCCCGAGGUUGUUGAGCCAGAGGUCGCUGCGGAGGCUGCCGAACCAGAGGCGGAGGUCGCCGUUCUGGAGGCUGCUGCAGAGGUUGCUGAGCCAGAGCCUGCUCCCGAGGCUAGUGAGCUGGAGGUGGAGGAGCCCACGGCAGAAGAGCCCGUCGUCGAGGUCGCCGAAUCUGAGCCUGUCCCAGUGGAGGUGGAGGUGGAGGUAGAGGAACCCAAGGCAGAAGAGUCUCUGGAAGAAGCGGUUGAGGAAGCCGAAGCCAUUGCAGAAGCCGAACCUGAGGUGCUUGCGGACGUUGCUACUGCUGAAGAGCAACAAACGGAGCCCGUCACAGCUGAUGAGCCGGCUGUGGUUGAGGAGCAAUCUAUCGAGGAGUCCGAGGCACCCGUGGAAAGCGAGCUCGAUAUUGCCGCUGCUGAGAGUGUCGUAGAGGAAGAAGCUAUCGUCCCUGAACCUGAGCAAGCCGUCGAUGAAUCUGCACCCGCUCCAGUUGAGGAGGCGACGCUCGACGAACCUCAAGCUGCUGAGGAGGCACCAGAGACCGUCGACGCAGAGCCUACAGUCCAAGAUGUCGACGAGACGCCGGCGGAGGCGGAAGCGAAGGAAGAGCAGCCCGCAGAAUUCGAACCCGAAGCCGCUGCGCAAGAGGAGGACUCGGACGCACUCGCAGAGGCGGUAACCGCUGCAGCCAUCGCUGCGCCAAUUAUCGCUGCGGCUGUGAUUGCUGAAGCUACCCCAGAGGCGGCUGAGGAACCUGAACAGGCCGAAGAAGCACCAGCUGUCGAGCCUGUUGUAGAAGCUGCCGUCGACGAAGUAACCCCUGAGGUGGCUGUUGACGUUGCCGCGGAGGAGACCAAGGAGGAGGCGCCUGCACCGUCAUUACAAGUCGUCGCAGAAGUCGAACGCCCGAGUUCACCCUGGACGCCUUCGUACAGCGUUACGACUCUUAAUGGAGCGUCGGCUGCCGAUGAGGAGACCGAAGAUGCUGAAGCAGAGGAAGCCGCUGCUGAAGCCCCUACUCCCGCAAUUGCCGUGCACGAAACCGAGGCUUCGUCGUCCUCGUCCGAUGCUCCAGGCUCGGAGGCCACUGAGGCUCUCACUGCUGACACCGCGACCACCCCCGACGAUGCCCCGCCAAAGUCGCCCUGGACUCCUUCGUAUUCUGUCACCACUAUGGGCAACGUCCCUCAGGCUGAACCGGAGGAGAUCGAAGCUCUUCCUCCUAGCGUUGUGUCCGAAGACAAGCCUGCGGUCGAAGAGCCCGUUGCUGAGACCACUCCCGCUCCCGUUUCUGAGGAGGCUGAGCCCGAAGUUGCGCAAGAGCCCGAGCUAGCUGGUGAGGACGAGGCGCCAGAGGCGGAGGUGGUGGAAGUUGAGCAGCCAUCUGAGGCUACCGCAGUUGAGGAGGAGGUACAGCAAGAGGUCGAUGUUUCCGCGGAGGCACCAAGCAUCCUUGUGGAUGAAGCCGAGGCGGAAGUUGUCGAAGAACAGGAAGACAAGCCGAAGGCACCUUGGACUCCGUCCUACUCGGUUUCCAGACAGGGCUCUAAGGAUAACCUGACGGCGGCAGCAGCAGCGACCGUUGCUGCUGCGACUGCCGUGGUAUUCGAGUCUCAAGACGUUUCUACCCCUCCCUCGCAGCAGUCCGAGGAUGCUACGCCUGAACCUGCGCAAGACGGUGCUAAGCCUGAGUCUGAUGCCGCGGCGCCGAGCAUUCAUGUCGACGACUCGCUCGUUGUUAACGAGGUCCAAGCACCGGAGCGGCCGAAAUCGCCAUGGACGCCGUCGUACUCGGUGUCCAGACAAGGAUCUUCGGAUGACCUCCCAGCGGCCUCUGUCGAGGCAGAGGCGGAGCCGGUGGCGGCGGAAGAGCAAGCAGCUGAACCUCAAGCCGAGCCAGCCCCCGCCCCGGUCGCGAUUGACACUGGCGCAGAAGCGCUCGCGACUCCCCAGAAAGAAGCGGAGGAGAGGCCAAAAUCUCCCUGGACGCCGUCUUACUCGGUCACGAGGCAGGGAUCCAACCUCGUCGCGGACGAAGACAUCAAGGAGAUAGAGCAGCUGCCCGAGUCUGUUGCCCCCAUCGCGGACGCGCCGAAGACGGAGGAGCCAGCUCCUGUCGAGGCUUCUCCUGCCCCGCCAGCGCUGAUUAUCACCUCGGAGCCUGCCAACGGCACCGAGAACGACCUUGACGACGGAGAUUACCCGUUCCCUAUCAAGAACCUCGACUCAUUCCAGCCCCUCGCCGACAAGUCCAACGCAGGCGGCCUCGCCCCCGUCGACGAGAACAGGAUCAUCGGCAGCGCGGACCCUUCGUCCUCGCUGCGGAUUGAUAUCCCCACGACGCCGUCGCGCAAGCGGCACGAGAGCACGACGUCGUCGCGAUUCUUCCCCGGCGGGUGGUUCUCGUCGUCGCCCAAGGUGCCCGAGGAGGGCCGCGCGUCGCUCGACGUCGCGAGCGGCGAGUUCACCAAGUCGCCCGAGGUCACACCCGCGACGGCGCUGCCCACUGCCGUGGAACAGGACGAGGAGAAGAAGUCGCGGUUCUGCACGAUCAUGUAGAGGGAGAACGCGCGUUUCAACGUCAAGGCUGGGCUUUUUCGACCUCUCUCCACAAAUCAAAUUUCAAAUUUUAUUCAUGUUCAAUAUUCAACGUUCAGUUGCGAUGUUCAAAGUCCCAAUGUCCGCAAAACGACCCUGCGACGACCCCUUUUACGAUUCCAUCAUGUCCAUAUUAUCACCCAUUUUUUCUUCUUUUCUCUUGACUCUUGCAUCCUUUCAUCAUUUACAUUCCCCGGAUUUGGAUCCCAAAAAUCAGUCGGCUCCACGCAUACAAGGAAAC